Messenger RNA from Lates calcarifer (barramundi perch), 1275 nucleotides. It is a transcript of the gene igfbp7, whose product is annotated as insulin-like growth factor binding protein 7. Gene Ontology annotation, biological process: regulation of cell growth; regulation of signal transduction. The transcript has 5 exons. The record is from RefSeq and is a predicted model, not a curated record. NCBI's taxonomy places the organism in Eukaryota, Metazoa, Chordata, Actinopteri, Centropomidae. Gene Ontology annotation, molecular function: insulin-like growth factor binding. The coding region runs from base 85 to 873 and encodes 262 amino acids. Gene Ontology annotation, cellular component: extracellular region.
AGUCCUCACAUCAGACCUCAGACUGUUACAGACCGUCACAGAAUCCGGAUCAGAGUCCAGAUCAGAGAUCUCCAUCAGACCACAAUGAAGUCUUUCACCCUCUUUCUGUGUCUGGUUCCGGUGCUCUCGGCUCGGGUCUCGGCGGGUCCGGGCUGCGGACCGUGUGACCCGGCUCAGUGCGCUCCUCUCCCGGGGGAGGGCUGCCCCGCCGGGAUCCUGAUGGACUCCUGCGGCUGUUGCACGGUCUGUGCCGCCGCGGAGGGAGAGCUGUGUGGCGGCCGCCGCGCGGCAGCGCGCCGCUGCGGCUCCGGACUGGAGUGCGUCAAAAGCGACGAGGACAAGAAGAACAAGCUGGGAGUGUGCGCGUGCAAGACCAACUACGAGGUGUGCGGGACCGACGGGGUAACGUACCGAACCGGCUGCGCCCUGAAGAGCGCGAGCUUGGCAGCCCAGGCCGAGGGCAGAGAACCCAUCAACGUCCAGAACAAGGGCCGCUGCGCCACAGCCCCAGUCAUCGUCACUCCUCCAGGUGAAGUCUACAACGUGAGCGGCUCUCAGGUGUACCUGAGUUGUGAGGCGGUGGGCGUGCCCACACCUGUUCUCACCUGGAAGAAGGUUCUCAGUGGGAAGAAGAGGAUGGAGCUUCUCCCUGGAGACAGAGACAAUCUGGCGAUUCAGACCAGAGGAGGACCAGAGAAACAUGAAGUGACCGGCUGGGUUCUGAUCUCUCCUCUGACCAAAGAAGAAGAAGGAUCAUACGAGUGUCACGCCACCAACUCUAAAGGUGAAGCUUCGGCCAUGGGCGCCAUUCACCUGGUCCAGUCCAUCGAUGACAUCAUCGUCAAGACAGUGACAAAGGAAGAUGAACUGUGAUCAGCUGAUCGGAGAUCAAUGAAGAUGAUCGUCACAGGAAACAGCUGAGGAUCUUUUUUUCAAACUUUGAGUGAAAAUUAUCUUAAAGUAAUAAAGUUUUCUUUAUUUUCUUUCUUUGCUCCUGAAACUUUUCACUUUGAUUUUAGUUAAAAGUAGUUUAGUCAAGUUUAAUGAUUGUUUCACUUCCUGUUUUUUUCUUGAUGUUCAAAUUAACUGUUCUUCUUUUAACUUUUGAUAUUUUUCAUCCUUUGUUUUCAUCAAUUAAUUCACUGAUGCAGGUUACCAUGGCAACAGCAUUGAUGCUUCACUGAGUUUCUUGGAAAUUGAAGUUGUUGGCUUCACGUUAGAAUAAAAAUCUGGAACUAAAGUUUUAGUUUUGCUGAAUAAAAACCAUUAAACAGA